AUGGCAUCAAACAGCACGAGAACCGUUGAUAUGAAGCAGCUGGCACCUGCGGAGAUAGUGCCUUUACCCCGCAGGACGAGGAAUGACCUGACUUCAGAGGUGUCGACGAUAAGCGAACGAAGAGCGAUCGACACGGAACAACCGAGCUAUGCACCUUCAGCCAGAGAGAAGGAACCUGCAAUAAUCCCGGAGAAACAGGCACGCACUCUCCCUGGCCCAACAUUCGACAAUGCAAGCCGGUUUGGCGAACCAGAUACCCUCGUUGCCAUCAUAAGCGCUCUUAUCCUCGCUACCUCCCUCGGCUCCCUCGAUAUGACCAUCGUUGCUACUGCCAUCCCGCGAAUAACAGAUGAAUUCAAGAACCUCGCUGACGUCGGUUGGUACGGCAGCGCGUUCUUUCUCACCCUUGGGUCGUUCCAGUCCACCUGGGGAAAAGCCUACAAGUAUUUUCCACUCAAGCCUGCAUUCCUCCUUGCCAUUGGGAUUUUCGAGCUCGGCUCGCUGAUCUGUGCAGCUGCACCGAACAGCACGGCGCUCAUCAUCGGACGAGCGAUUGCCGGAAUGGGAGCAAGCGGCGCGUUCUCCGGCGUGUAUACUAUCGUCGCAUUCAGCGCCAGGCCAGAGCAUCGUCCAUCCUACAUCAGCAUCAUCGGCGCAACGUAUGGCCUAGCGAGCGUCAUUGGUCCCCUUCUGGGUGGGGUCUUCACCGAGAAACUCACGUGGAGGUGGUGCUUCUGGAUCAAUCUCCCGAUCGGUGGCGUCGCGGCAGCGAUCAUUGCCGUCUUCUUCUCUACCCCUGCGGCGGCCAAACCAGUCUCCGCGACUGGGAAGGAGAAACUGCUCCAGAUGGACCCUCUGGGGACGGGCAUGAUCAUGGGUGCGCUGAUCAGCUACCUACUCGCUCUGCAAUGGGGCGGGGUGACCCAGCCUUGGUCAAGCAGCACCAUCAUUGGCCUGCUUGUUGGCUUUGUGUUGAUGAUCAGUGCUUUCAUCGGCAUUGAGUGGCACAUGGGAGAACGGGCUAUCCUUCCCCCUCACCUCUUCAAGCAACGCACUGUCGCCCUCUCCGCGGGGUACAUCUUCUUCCUCACCGGCGGAUUCUUCAUUAUCCUCUAUUUCCUCCCCAUUUACUUCCAAUCUGUGGAUGGCGUGUCUGCGUCCGACUCUGGGGUGAGGAACAUCCCCCUUAUUCUUGGAGUCGCACUCUUCACCUUCCUCGCUGGGAACAUCGUAACCCUAUGGGGACAUUUCGCUCCGCUUCUCGUGAUCGGUGCUGUGUUGGCAACAAUCGGCUCUGGCCUUAUCUAUCUCCUUGACAUUGGCACUCCAUCUCCACAAUGGAUCAGCUACCAAGUCGUCGCAGGGGUUGGCAUUGGGCUCGGCCUUCAGAUACCCAUCAGCGCCUCUCAGGCUAUGGUUGACGUGAAGGACGUCGCACCUGUGACGGCUAUGGCCCUCUUCUUCCAGACGAUCGGAGGCGCGUUCUUCAUUUCUGCUGCUCAGGCUAUCUUCGCCAACCGUCUGCUUGCCGUUCUGCCCAGUUCAGCGCCCAGUAUUGAUCCGGCCUUGGUUCUCGCCACAGGGGCAAGCGAGCUCAGAAUAGUAUUCCCCCAAGAGGUACUACCAGGCAUCCUCAGGGCAUACAUGGGUGGUCUCCAAGCAGCGUUUGCCUUUGCUAUCCCCCUGUUGGGCCUCGCCGCCUUGCUCAGUAUUUUUGUCGAAUGGAAGAGUAUCAAGGGGCACGCCGCUGUUGGGGCGGCUUAA
Messenger RNA from Dacryopinax primogenitus, 1764 nucleotides. RefSeq lists its product as uncharacterized. The transcript is spliced from 2 exons. Bases 1 to 1764 code for a protein of 587 amino acids. The record is from RefSeq and is a predicted model, not a curated record. Gene Ontology annotation, biological process: transmembrane transport. NCBI's taxonomy places the organism in Eukaryota, Fungi, Basidiomycota, Dacrymycetes, Dacrymycetales, Dacrymycetaceae. Gene Ontology annotation, molecular function: transmembrane transporter activity.